AUGGUUGAAGAAGAAGAAGAUCCACCACCGUACGCCUCGUUAAUCGCGAUCAGCGACGACGCGAAGUCGAUCCUCCACGUGGACCAAUCGACGAAACAGUUUGACAAAUUCGGCAUAAAGAAAGUCCCUCUCGAUGGUCCGACAAUCUCGCUUCGAUAUUCGAACUCGAUUCUCGGUCGCAUCUUGAUGGCGAAAGAUAACGUGACGAGAGCGAAGACGCAAGUCGCGGAUUUAGCGUUGGAUUUACCCAGUGUGUCCGCGGAACACGCGAAGAUCAUCUGCGUGAAAGAUUCUUCGUCGCCGCUCGGGUACACGGCGACCAUCACCGAUUGCAGCCGAAACGGGUUAUGGGUGAACGGAGUCAAGUUGGUAAAAGGGGAGCCGAAUUUUUUGAAGGACGGAGACUUGAUUGACUUUCCGUUUCAGUGCGUGUUUAAGUUUCGAGUGAACGAAGGCGUGGAACCGAAUUACGGGACGCCGAAGCACCGAUUGAAGAAGGGAGAGAAAAGCGCCGCGGCGUCGAAGAAGAAGAAAGAGGAGGUUGGCACGGCGCCGCCGCCGAAGAAAGCGGCGAAGAAAGAAGAGGAAGCGAAGGAGGUCGUUCUUCCAGUUCCUGCCGCGAAGAAACGAGCGUCGCCGGAAAAAGAGAACGUGGAGCAGAAGGGGGAGGAGGAAGAAAAGAACGAAGAAGGGAAAGACGCGGAGACUGGGCUUCCGUUGCCGCCGUCAAAGAAAGGAAAGAGCGUCUGGGCGAGCAAAACGGCCCCCGAUGAGGAGCAACUCCAAGAAGAAGGAAAAAAAGAAGAAGAAAAAGAACAACAACAAGUUUUGGUCGAAUCAAACGAAAACCUCGCCAAUGUGUCAGCUUUGGAAGAGGAAAUCGCGAAUUUGAAAAAGUCCAACGAGACUGUAUCGCGAGAGCGCGACGAGUUUGCGGCGAUGAAUAAAAAGUUAAAGACGAAAGUUAAAGAGGCUGAGGAGAAAGACGCCGGAACCACGAAGGCGUUCGAAGCAUUUAAAGCGGAAUCCAAGGAAGAAAUGGAAGACUUGGACAAGGUGAUUGAACGAUUGACCGAGGGGAAUGGCGAGAAGACGAAGGAAAUCGAAGAGGCGCGCGCAAAGAUCAAUUCUAUGGAAGAAGAGGUUACGGAAAUGAAGGCGGCGAUUGCGAAACACAACGAAGAAUACGCGAGCAUGGAGACGAACCUGAAAGAGUUGACGCAAAGACUCGAAACGUCUGAAAAAGAACUCGACGAAGCAAAAUCGUCGCUCGAAGCGAACAAAGAUGCGAUCGAGCGCGCGGAAAAAGCGGAAGAGAACGAAAAGGCUGCCAGGGAAGAGUGCGUAAAAUACCAAGAAAUUUCCACCAAAGCUUCCAAAGAGUUAAACGACUGGGCGGAUGUCAUUGGAAAGUCUGAAACUUUACAAGCGAACCUCGAAGAGGCCGUGAAAGCGAAGGAAGCGAGCGAGAAGGAGUUAGCGACGAUGAAGGAAACGCUCGCGGUUUCAAGAGCGGCGUUUGUGGAAGCGCAAAAAGCGCUCGUCCUUGUUGGAGAACGUUUGCACGUUAGUUCGGACGAAGAGGAAGAGGAUGACGUGAAAGUCGAUGAAACUAUGGAAAUGGACGAAGACGACAACCAAACGCACACCACGAACGAAGAAGAAACGGAGAAUGGUGAUUUCCACGCCACUCAAGUUGCUCCGCCGGUGAACGAAGAGGAGGAAGACGAAAAAGAAGAAGAAGAAGAAGACGUUAACGGCGGCGAGGAACAUAAUGAACAACAAGCGGCGGCGUCGGCUUUCGAUCCACAAACGCAGGAUUGCGUUGAUAUUGAAUUUCCGGCGACAGAAGUUCAAGAACCUGCGAAGGAAGACGAGGAGGAACAAAUCCAAACGCCAGCUAAGGACGACGCGAGCGAAGAAAACGAGGAAGAAGGAGAUGACAUGGAGGCAAAAUACGCGAGUAUGAUGAAAAAAAUGACUCCAGCGCCUGAAGGAGCAGCAGUGGUAGCAGCAGCAGCAGCAGCGUGUGCAGCGUGUGAUGAAGAAGAACCAAAAGAGGAGCAAGAAGACGAAGAACUCGUGCGAAGUACUCCAAUUGCGCAAGCGCUCGUUGAAAACGCCGUCGCGAACAUAAUCGCCGCGGAUGAAAUGGUCGAAGAUGAUGUCAGAAAAGCAUCGUUACCGACGCCAUUUGAAAAUAACAAAGGGUUGGGAUUCACGCAAGGCGAUGAAGACGAAGAGAAAGCCAACGAAAAGGAGGAAGAAGAAGAAGAAGAAAAAGAAGAAGAGGAGGAGGAGGAGGAUUUGACUUUAUGCGGCGAGGAUUUCGUGGAGAAGACGGAAGAGAUUCCAAAGUCUGCUUUGAAUAAGGCGAAGCAUUUUCGUUUUCCGCAAACGCCGUUGUCACCGAAGCACUUAGUAGUCGAAGGCGAAGAAAACACGCCGGCGAGUAGUGAAGGUAAAACUUUCGAAGAAGGUGGAGAAAAAGAGGCGUCUCAAAAGCGUUCUCCGCUGGCGACCCACAGCCCGAUCGUGCUCGAUUAA
Bathycoccus prasinos is the source of this 2547-nucleotide messenger RNA. RefSeq lists its product with no specific name. NCBI's taxonomy places the organism in Eukaryota, Viridiplantae, Chlorophyta, Mamiellophyceae, Mamiellales, Bathycoccaceae. The transcript has 2 exons. Gene Ontology annotation, molecular function: protein binding. Bases 1 to 2547 code for a protein of 848 amino acids. The record is from RefSeq and is a predicted model, not a curated record.